AAAGAAGCCUCCUGCCGAUCACAAAGAGGUGGGUUUAAUGACUCAAUGCUUCCUUUUACUGGAAAUAUAAGCUGUCAUAUCAAAUCUAACAAUUAAUUGGGAACAUCAAGACAACUGUGCAGUCCUGGAACACACUAUUAUCGGUGCUAGAGGAGUGAAGCACAAGCAUCAAUAUGGCAAGCAAGAUCUUAAUAAAUUUUGGGAAAAAAUUAACUCGCAGAAGAGUUGUGAACAGUGACAUAACUGAAACCCGUUUUGUCAGGUGCCUGACGACUAUGGACCUAAUUUCUCUAGGGGUUGGCAGUACUCUUGGGGCAGGUGUGUAUGUUUUAGCAGGUGAAGUAGCCAGGGAAAAGGCAGGUCCUUCUAUUGUCCUGUGUUUCUUGAUCUCUGCUAUUGCCUCUAUACUUGCCGGCCUCUGCUACGCUGAGUUUGGAGCCCGGGUCCCCAAGACCGGAUCAGCAUAUGUCUACAGCUAUGUCUCCGUGGGUGAAAUGUGCGCUUUUAUAACUGGAUGGAAUUUAAUCCUAUCAUAUGUACUAGGCACAGCAAGUGUUGCCCGUGCAUGGAGUUCCACAUUUGACAGUCUCGUUGAUGACAAAGUUUCAAUUUUCUUUGAAAAGUACCUGAUGAUGAAUUUACCAGGUGUGCUUUCAAGAUAUCCGGAUAUAUUUGCUGUCAUCUUAAUCUUGCUUCUCACAGGUCUUUUGGCAUUUGGAGUGAGCGAGUCGGCACUAGUGAAUAAAAUCUUUACUGCCGUAAACCUAAUGGUCCUGUGCUUUGUUAUUAUAUCUGGGUUUAUCAAAGGAGACAUCAAGAAUUGGAAAUUAACAGAGACUGACUACAAUGAAACCGUGGGCAACAGUACUACCCCUGAGGUAGGAAGGUUUGGUAAAGGAGGAUUCACUCCUUUUGGAAUGUAUGGAGUGCUCACAGGUGCUGCUACUUGUUUCUAUGCCUUUGUGGGGUUUGACUGCAUUGCAGCUACAGGAGAAGAAGCAAAUAAUCCCCAGAAGUCGAUUCCUAUUAGCAUUAUUGUUUCCUUGGUGAUCUGCCUUGUGGCAUACUUUGGAGUGUCGGCUGCUCUCACACUCAUGAUGCCUUACUACAUCUUGGACAAACAAAGCCCAUUGCCUGAGGCCUUCCAGUAUAUAGGCUGGGAACCUGCUCGGUACAUUGUGGCUAUUGGCUCUCUCUGCGCCCUCUCUACCAGUCUGCUGGGCGCCAUGUUCCCGAUGCCACGUAUCAUCUACUCAAUGGCUAUGGACGGAUUGCUCUUUCGAUUCCUGGGUAAAACGCACAAAAAAAACAGGACCCCAGUGCACGCAACCAUUGCUUCUGGUAUAAUUGCUGCUUUCAUGGCAAUGUUCUUUGACAUGGACGUUCUGAUUGACCUCAUGUCUAUUGGUACACUACUUGCCUAUUCAUUGGUGGCAAUUUGUGUUUUAAUCCUCAGGUAUCAGCCUGAUGAAUUUAUUCUAUCUGAUUCGUAUGAAAUGACUUCACUUAAAGAAAACAAAAGCAACUUGGAUACUCAAAUCAACAGUGAAGAUUAUCAGGCUGAGGAUAAAACUUCACUGAACUUAAAGUUACUGUUUUACCCCCAAAAAAACACCCCAACUAAAAGUUCUGGAUUAAUUAUUUACAUCAGUUCUGGAAUUCUUUCAAUUCUCUUUGCUUGCAUUGCCAUGGUAAUUUCCAACUUUUACCAGCAAAUCUUGAAAGGAAAUGCCUUAUGGAUAACAUUUUUUUUUACACUUUGCGUGUUGAUUGCGUUUAUUACGAUCGUGAUAUGUAAACAGCCAAUGAAUGAUGCGACUCUAACUUUUAAGGUACCAUUCGUCCCCUUCCUACCUAUCAUCAGUGUCUUUAUAAAUAUUUACUUGAUGAUGAUGUUGGAUAUGGAAACCUGGGCAAUGUUUGGAAUUUGGAUGCUUCUAGGCUUUUUGAUCUACUUUAUUUAUGGAAUGCAUCACAGCUCUGUGGGUCAAAAACACAAGAAGGCAGCUGCGGAAUUAGUAUGCCAAGAGAAAAUGGACAAAAUGCUAGAAUCCAACACUUUAAUCGGCGACGAAAAAUUUAAAGAAGUUGAAACUACGUGAAUGCAAAAAAUAUUAUUAGAAGAAAGUUCCUUGAAAUGUAAACUUCCUUCCUGGUUACAUUCAAUGAUAUGUAGUUUUUUUUUAAAUGUGGGAAUAGUUACAGCUGCUAUCCAUUCAGACUACCACUAAUUAACCAGCUUUAAUAGUAUACAUCAAGUAUACAAGGGAAUCACUUUGCAAGAGUCUCAUGUCAAGGGUUUAAGUACACUCCACAAUUUGUAUAUAGAUGAUCUAUUAAAAUAGAAUUUUAGUGUGGUUCUACAUUAGUUCUAAUAAACAGUGUAUUGUACAUAAUAGAAAACAUAUUUUGCACUGUGAAAAUCUGGUUGCAAAGAAAUGCAUUGAAAUGACAUUUUACUUUCUUGAUCUGAAUGAUACUGUUUCCUGUAAUAGGUCAUAGCAAAUGAAUUGGCAUCCAGACCAAGUUGGGAAUCUCUGGAUGGUUUUGGUCCAGAAACACAACUGAAAAUGAUACAUAAGGCUACACUCAAACUGUUGUUCUCCUGUGGCAGAGCUCGCGUUUUGCCAACACAGGUGGGACUUCAUUACCAACCAUUUUGAUGCUCCCCCAUUUUGAGACGGUGUGGGGGAAAUCUUUGGCCAGAAUAUGAAUUCAGUAAAUAUGCACAUUAUCAGUGUGUCCUGUACCCGUGCAGUAGGUCUGGCCUUUUAUUGCAUCAUUUGCUAUUUACUCAGUUCCUUAAAGUGUUGCUUCUUUCAAUCCCACGCGUCUCUGCCUCUUUACAGAGGAUUUAUUAGCUCAAGGGUUUUAUUGAGCUUCAACUGGCACAGAUAUUACAUUAGUCAAACAUUGAAAAAUAUCACAGCUUUUUCUGCUGUAAGAUGUGAAUGUCCUUGUGAUACAAAGUUGCUUUUCAAUAAAUGUUAACUGCUCAGGCCUAUAGUUACUGUAAAGCUUUCAUUACUCUGCUUUAAUGUUACAUUAAUAAGAGUGGAUGAGGAUCAUCGAAAAUGUUUGUCGAUCUGUGGUUGUAUAUUAAAUCCUCGUCUUAUAUAUAUCGGGGGGCAGGUCUGCAUUUGCGCUACAGACAUGACUGUUCACUUGUAUAUAUGUCAUGUAAAUGUUGCAGUAUUUUGUAGAUAUUAUAUUUUGCAUUACAAUCAAAAGUCAUGAUUUGGGGACAUGUCUUGGGGAAGUGAUAUAUGAGUUGAGGCUUGGGUCUCUGAAACAGAAGGCUGGAAGGUCUAGUUUAGAAUGGGACAUAUUUUUUGAAUUGCCAAAAGGGAGUGUAGUUGCUGUUGUGGAUUACCGCCUAAUUGUGAUUAAUUUAUAACUUUCAUUGAAGUAAUGACAGGGAUUUUGUUUUGUGGACAGCAAUGCCUGUUUUAUCCCUUCCCCACCAAAGCAUCAAAACAAAAAUCUAUUAUGUAUUUGUACAAAUGGCCCUUUAUGACAAAUAUUUAAUUUCAAAAUAGCAGAUGGUUCUGCAGUGAGAGGCCAUAUUUAAUUUAAUAUUGAUAAUGUGGGGUUUUAUGCUUAUUGUGAAAUAAUUAUCACUUGUCUCACUCCAACUGCCAGACAAAUGUUAUCCUGACUUGCUUUCAUUAAGGUAUGCCUUGUUAGAUAUUUUGUGUUUGUAAAACCCGUCAGGGAGAUGUAACGGUUAAGUGCUGACCAUUCCUGUUCAAUUAGCACUUGCUAGGUUUUUAUAAAUUAAAUAAGAUGGUGUUUUCAAUGGUAUAUGUAAAUAUAAAUAACGACCAAAGAAAAUAUUACUAAAACAUGAUUUUGUUUGUACGUUGUAUCUUCCACAACCUUGUUCUUCUAACAAAACUUGUUCAGUUUUGCUUUCAAAUGCAGUAUUUCACAAGAUUGCUUGUUACCUUAAGGCAAUAAAUGACACAUUGCUGAUAAUUUAAAAAAUGCUUAAUCUGAAGGCUUACUGGAACAUGUAAUAUUUAUAUACUGUUUGUAUUUGUCUUCCUGAGUUUAUAAAUCUGAAUAGACUGAUUAUGAGUCAGUUCAUUUUGUAUAUUUUUUUUUGAAGUGGAUUAACAUGUAUUAAUAAAAAAUGAAUGGAUUCUUCUAAUGUCAGGAUUUAUUUAUUAAAUUGACUUUGUAAAAAUCUGGUUAA
Molecule: messenger RNA, 4198 nt
Organism: Amblyraja radiata (thorny skate)
Lineage: Eukaryota; Metazoa; Chordata; Chondrichthyes; Rajiformes; Rajidae
Product: cationic amino acid transporter 3
Exons: 12
Coding region: 174-2102 (642 amino acids)
Biological process (GO): transmembrane transport; amino acid transport
Cellular component (GO): plasma membrane
Molecular function (GO): amino acid transmembrane transporter activity
Source: RefSeq, a predicted model, not a curated record